AGCGUAAUUCUGCUGUCCCAAGUGUAGACCUAACGAAGACAAUGGCAGUUGCUAGCAAAAGUAAGCCACGUCGCUCAUAUCAGGACAACUACCUAGCACUGGGGUUCACAUGGUGUGACGAUGAACUUGGUCCUAAGCCAAAAUGUGUUGUGUGUGGUACUGAACUAUCGAAUGAAGCCAUGGUUCCUAGUAAAAUGAAGAGACAUUUAACUUCAAAACACAGUUACCUUUCUGAUAAACCUCUGGAUUAUUUCAAGAGACUCUUAAAUAACAACAAACAACAAAAGUGCAGUUUUGAGAAAAAGGUUAAAGUGGCAGAAAAGGCUAAAAAAAAAAUAGGCUCUGGAAUGUUAAAGUGAAAGAUGGCAACUUGGAUAUGUUUCCCAAAACUGCUGCUACAAGAAAUAAAGACAUUGUUCCACUGAUAUGUGAGCAUCUUGAAAGCCUAGAAAAGAAUAUUGAAAAGUAUUUUCCAAAUAUAUCUGUUGAAAGUUACGACUGCCUGAGAAAUCCAUUCAUUUAUGAUCCAUCAAACUCACAACAACUUAGUCUCAGUGAGGAAGAGGAGCUAACAGACAUCCGUAAUGACCGCACUCUGAAACUUAAGUACAAGGAAGUGUCACUUGAAACUUUCUGGAUUGAUAUUGAAAAAGAAUUCCCACACUUAGCGAAAAAAGCUUAAAAAAAUUCUUCUCCAGUUUUCAACCUCGUAUUUGUGUGAACUAGGGUUCUCAACCCUCACUAACAUAAAAAGUAAGAAAAGGUCAAGACUGCUAAGCGUUGAAGAAGAAAUGAGGGUGUGCCUGUUUAGUGUUCCUCCUAAUAUACUGCGGAUAUGCAAAUCGAGCCAACCUCACGUUUCUCACUAAUAAGUGGCAAUACUACACGUGGUCAUCGUCAUCAAUACGUCUACGUCAUCACCAGUGGGUCAGGAGUGUGGCUGAGUUUGGCGGUUCAGUAGGUCAUCCGCCGGGCUACCUGCAACUCACCUGUCCCUUCACCUGCGUGCCUGAUUUACGGGCUGACUGACUGACCAGCUGACAACCUCGACUUUUCACAUCACGAUACUGCAAAAAAGAUGGGGUUGGGCGGCGACCUGGUGGCCAUGUGGGAGGUGCCCCUGAGUGAUGGCCUGCACAAAGUGGGAUUCGAACACGGGACGACCACGGGAAGGCGAGUACUGUGGAUCGACGGCCAGGAGAAGGUGCGCCACGACUGGAUGUUCAAGUUGGUUGGCUCGGAGGUCUUCAACAUCGGCAAUACCAAGUGUGUCAUCAAGAUCGAGCCCGUGGGAGGCUUCUCGUACGAAUACUCCCUCGAGGUAAACGGCAAAAGCUACAAGAAGUUUACGGAGAACCAGAGCAAGAUCCUGAAGACGUGGCUGUUCCCCUUAGACGGCGCCUACACUCGCGUGGUGCUGGAGAAGGACACCCUGGACGUUUGGGUGAACGGGACCAAGCUAGAUACGGCCGGCGAGUUCGUGGAAGACGGGACCGAGACGCACUUCGACCUGAGUGGCCAUCCCGCCUACAUUCGCGCCGUCAGUAGUGGAAACAGGCGAGAGGGGCUCAUUCACGGCCUGGUGGUGGACGAUGUGGAGAUCCCUGAGGCUGUGGAGUGAGGUGGAGGGC
Molecule: messenger RNA, 1631 nt
Organism: Eriocheir sinensis (Chinese mitten crab)
Lineage: Eukaryota; Metazoa; Arthropoda; Malacostraca; Decapoda; Varunidae
Product: fas apoptotic inhibitory molecule 1-like
Exons: 6
Coding region: 1079-1621 (180 amino acids)
Biological process (GO): canonical NF-kappaB signal transduction; positive regulation of neurogenesis; negative regulation of extrinsic apoptotic signaling pathway via death domain receptors
Source: RefSeq, a predicted model, not a curated record